Molecule: messenger RNA, 774 nt
Organism: Haemonchus placei
Lineage: Eukaryota; Metazoa; Nematoda; Chromadorea; Rhabditida; Trichostrongylidae
Source: the annotation of a GenBank genome assembly
AUGCCGACUCCCACCGUUGGACAGCGUAUUGAUAACCUUCCAAUGGUAGCAACGGUGAGCCCUGAUGGACCACUACCGAGGAUUGUGCCCUUUACAGGUUCGGGGGAAGAUCCUAUGCAGUUCUCCUUGUGGCUCCGCCGUUUGGAGGACGUCAUGCGUAUGAGGUCCACCACAUGGACGACCCAACAGAAAGCCUACUUCCUCACAGGCUACCUGGAUGGAGUGGCUAGGGAGAAGCUGGAGGAACUAACCGAUGAGGAGCGGGACGAUUAUGGGGUCGUCGUGGAACACCUCAAGAGGACUUUUGAAGGCCCUCAGCAUCGGUACAUGGCGCGUCAGGCGCUCGCCUCGUGUCAGCAGCAAAUUUCUGAAUCUGCUUCCACGUUCGCGAACCGUCUGCUACUUUUGGUUCGGGCCGCUACGGCUGGUCAAGACCCAGCCAGCCAAAAGGAUAGGGUGCUAGAAGAGUUUGUAUCUAGACUCCGCCCCGACCUCCGUUAUUACGUCAAGCUCGACAAUCCAUCCACGUUCGAGCAAGCGGUAGCGAGAGCGCAGAUGGUGGAGCAGCUACUCAGGGAAGCUACAGCGGAUCGACUCAUGAGACCUUCUCUAGGGCCCCAGACUGUCGAGGAGCAGAAAGCGGACCUCCUUUGCUCGGCGAUUAUGUCUUUCAUUGAGUCGCAGCGCUUUCCUCAAAAUCUGAGUGAAGAACAGCGUGCCACAUGGUUGGCGAUCGCCGAGAAGUGCGUGAUCCGGAAAAACGGAUGUUUCUAG